This is a messenger RNA of Sodiomyces alkalinus F11, 486 nucleotides long. RefSeq lists its product as hypothetical. The coding region runs from base 155 to 334 and encodes 59 amino acids. Gene Ontology annotation, cellular component: mitochondrion. The record is from RefSeq and is a predicted model, not a curated record. Gene Ontology annotation, biological process: mitochondrial respiratory chain complex I assembly. NCBI's taxonomy places the organism in Eukaryota, Fungi, Ascomycota, Sordariomycetes, Glomerellales, Plectosphaerellaceae. The transcript is spliced from 3 exons.
AAACACUUCAUCGGAACCCAUAUCAAAGCUCUCUCUCUCUCUCUCUCUCUCUCCAUCUUCAUUCGAGCUUAAAAGUUAUACGGAUACAUCGUAUUAAAAGAGUCUGUGGCAUUACUACUGUCCCGUCCAAGCUCCAAUUAAUGUUCAAGCAAUCAUGACUCCCCGUUCCCGCCCUAUUAAAAAGUUUGCGGUUGCAGUAUCGCACUGUUCCGGAGAGGCAUCCCUCUAUGGCAAAUGCAUCGUCACCGACUACGAUGGCGUACAUAAGGAUAAAUGCUUGCGUGAGUUCAUCAAGUUGAAGGACUGCUAUCUGGCGGCCUCCCGGAAGGCCUGAACGAAUCUGUUCACAUGGGCUUCGAUAACACCUACGAAGUAAUUACCAACCUACCUACCUCCUCCUGUAUUUGGCAUCAGACACGGCGAAUGUGAAGAAUUCCACCGACUUUAUUUAUUACUAUUGUGGAUAGCAGCGUAUUCGUAACUGGG